This is a messenger RNA of Ctenocephalides felis (cat flea), 621 nucleotides long. RefSeq names its product receptor expression-enhancing protein 4-like. Gene Ontology annotation, cellular component: endoplasmic reticulum tubular network; membrane. Bases 1 to 621 code for a protein of 206 amino acids. Lineage: Eukaryota; Metazoa; Arthropoda; Insecta; Siphonaptera; Pulicidae. The record is from RefSeq and is a predicted model, not a curated record. Gene Ontology annotation, biological process: endoplasmic reticulum tubular network organization. The transcript has 2 exons.
AUGUUUUCUGCUCUACUAGCGCGUUUAAUAUUUCUAAUAUUUGGAUGUACCUAUCCAAUUUAUAAAAGUUACAAAAUUCUAUCAAAUCCUUUGUGCGAUUAUGAUGUCCUCCAACAACUUUACGGACAAGUCAAAUUUUUUGUCGUCUUUUGUGCCUACGUCGCCUUGGAAUGCAUUACUGACACAUUUUUAUUUUGGGUUCCAUUUUAUUACGAAGUCAAAAUUGGAUUCCUGGCGUGGGUGACGUCUCCAAUAUCUGGAGGAGCUGUUAAAAUUUAUGAUCAUUUUGUGGAACCCAUGAUCAGACUUAAGGAGCCGCAAAUUGAACGGUUUGUUGUCAAAUGUAGUGCUAUUGGAUAUGGAUCAUGUUACCAGUUUUCGAUGAGGCUGGCGAGCAGGAUACUGAGUACUGUUUUGGAUGCAGCUCUUAGACCUGCUGCUAGGGUCAACACCGAAAUGAAUGCUGCUCCAUUACGAUUAACAGAAAGAUCAUACAAUAACGAUGCAUCAUCUUUGGGUGAAGGAAGUUUUGAGGAAGAUGAAUCAACAAAACAUGAUGCCAUUUUGAAAAGACUCAAAGAUCUUAGGCAUUUGAGGAAAAGUCAUUCUGCCAAUACGUAA